CCGAGCUAUUGUUGCAAAAACCAAAACCAAACUUCCACAAAGUAGUACAGAGGAGUAAAAAGAUGCGAAAAUAAGAGAAAGUUAAUUUGUCUUUAGCUGGCGCUUCAGAUCUCUACCAUAUACAAGUGAAAGCGAACUUUGACGACCAAAGACCCCCAAACAGGUGAAACUACCUUUUACACAAUUUACUAGUUACUGUGAAAUAGAACGUUUUGAUUGGUUAACAAGGCAUUUGUUCUAAGGACCACUAAGGAAGCGCGAGCAUAACCUUAUUUACAUGGACUCCACCCCUCUAUGACGACACCGCUGAAUAUUAACCAAUAAAUUCUCAAUACUGUUCUAGUCUUCAUUUGCAUACAGGCUCUAUAAGUAGCGCGUAACCAGCCCGUUUUAAUAUAGUCUGGAUCCCUUCUACUAGCGGGUGACGUUUCUUCCUGCGAAGAUGCCGGAUCCAGCAAAAUCAGCUCCUGCUCCUAAGAAAGGUUCCAAGAAAGCUGUCACGAAAGUGCAGAAGAAGGACGGCAAAAAGCGCAAGCGGAGCCGCAAGGAGAGCUAUUCCGUUUACGUGUAUAAAGUGCUGAAGCAGGUUCAUCCCGACACCGGCAUCUCGUCCAAGGCCAUGGGCAUCAUGAACUCGUUCGUCAACGAUAUCUUCGAGCGCAUCGCAGGCGAAGCGUCGCGCCUGGCGCAUUACAACAAGCGCUCGACCAUCACGUCCCGGGAGAUCCAGACGGCCGUGCGCCUGCUGCUGCCCGGCGAGCUGGCCAAGCACGCUGUGUCCGAGGGCACCAAGGCGGUUACUAAGUACACCAGUUCGAAGUAAGGGCGCGCAAGGGACGAAAUAGAACAUCUACUUUACCCCAAAGGCUCUUUUCAGAGCCAC
This is a messenger RNA of Hippopotamus amphibius kiboko, 883 nucleotides long. RefSeq names its product histone H2B type 2-F. The coding region runs from base 443 to 823 and encodes 126 amino acids. Gene Ontology annotation, cellular component: nucleosome. NCBI's taxonomy places the organism in Eukaryota, Metazoa, Chordata, Mammalia, Artiodactyla, Hippopotamidae. The transcript has a single exon. The record is from RefSeq and is a predicted model, not a curated record. Gene Ontology annotation, molecular function: structural constituent of chromatin; protein heterodimerization activity; DNA binding.